This is a messenger RNA of Lottia gigantea (owl limpet), 1476 nucleotides long. RefSeq lists its product as hypothetical. The transcript has 3 exons. The record is from RefSeq and is a predicted model, not a curated record. Lineage: Eukaryota; Metazoa; Mollusca; Gastropoda; Lottiidae. The coding region runs from base 1 to 1476 and encodes 491 amino acids. Gene Ontology annotation, biological process: transmembrane transport.
AUGGCUCGAACAAAGGAAAUAAAAACUAUAUGUGGAAAAUGGAAGGAUGGGGAAUUUAGAAGACGCCUUGGGCCUACUAUGUUUAUUCUUAUAGGAUAUAUAGGAAUGGGCUUCAUUCAGGCACAGAGAGGUUCAGCAUUCCUAGAUAUACAACUACUGACAGGAUCAACUCUGGAGAAAGCGUCCUAUUUUUUUACGGCAGGCGCAAUGGGCGGUGUGGUUGGAGCGGUGAUAUUUGGAGGGCUGUACGAUAAGUUUAACAAGAAUCUGAUCCUGUUUAUUGUUCUAUUAGGACUGUCAGUAACCGUAUCUGUUAUACCAUACUGCACUGUCUACGCCGCUAUGGUAGUGGCAUGGUUCUGUAAUACUAUUUGUCUUGGUGGCUGGGAUGCAACUGCCAGUGCAGAAGUAGUCCGGAUAUGGAAUUUGGAGAGCCAGACGUAUCUGUUCCUUGUCAAUUCGGGAUAUUCAGUCGGUGCUAUUAUGGGUCCGCUUGCUACGGAACCAUUCUUAGUUCCCAAAGUUAUGAUAACAAAUACUACAGUUCCCGCCAAUAGUAUUAACAAGCUUUCGGAAAAUACAAGUGAUUCGACUCAGUUUAAUGAAACCGGACUCAUUUACAACUCAUCGUGUGGAAAUUAUACUCAAAAUCUAAAAUUAAAUAUCCAGUUACAUUACGCAUAUGCCAUUUCUGCGGUCAUUGCGCUAGUGACGUCCCUUCCGUUACUAUAUUUAUUUUAUAAGAAUUAUCACCGCACUGCCGUUAAAAAUUCUACCACUGACUACUCUAAAGUUCAGGAACUACCAAUCCAUCAUUUUGCUGCAGCAAUUUGCAUUGUUAUGGCUACUUAUAUCUGUAUCAGUGGCAUCGAAGAUGCCUUUGCGUCUUUUCUGAUGACUUUUGUGGUCAAACAGCUCAACUGGUCGAAAACAACCGGAGCUCAACUGUCAGCAGUCUUUUUUGGUGCUUACUCCCUGGUCCGCGCUUCGUGUAUUUUCAUAGCUGAUUUAGUCGGUCCAAGGUUAUUUUUGUUGAGCUCUAUGACAGGAGUUGUUCUAUGCGGUGUAGGAAUAACUCUCUGUUCUGUUUACCAUUCUUCUAUUGGAGUGUGGAUAUUCAUAGGACUAAGUGGGGCUUUUAUAGGAAUUAUUUUUCCAAUCGGAAUCUCAUGGAUAAAUAAAACUGUUGUGUCGGUCACUGGACGUGUGUCAUCCUUUGUUGUGGUUGGCUCAGCCAUCGGGAAGCUGUGCAAUCCCAUUAUUCUGGGAUAUUUUAUGGAAGAGUUUUCACCUCUGUCGUUCUGUUAUAUCAUUAUAUUUGAAGCGUCGUUUUGUAUUUUGGUGUGUUUGAUAUCAACUGUGUAUAGCCAGAAGGUUUUAUCUAAAAUCAGAAAACGGACAAUAGAUAUACAAAUUACUGUCGAUCAGAAAAGUGAUGAAUAUACAAUGGAAUCUAAUCAUGAAGAACAAGGUUAA